CACUAUUUCACCACCAACUCAACGCCUGCGCACAACUCUCUCCCUCUUCUUGUCAUUCGGUCUUGCCUACUCUCCCGCCCUCUCGCUCGUUAAUUCCACCACACUCGUUUACUUAUUCGCAUGGCCGUCUGCUGGACAGUCCGGAUCAUCUUUUGGAAGCCACAGAACCCCCGAAGAGUGCAUCGAUUCCAGUCGCGCCUGCGCAUUGGCCAUUUGCCCUCGUCCGCUCCUUGACCCGCUGCAAGCACUGCUGCACCCGCCGCCUAUCCUCCGACGUUUCCUGCCUCACAUACCUUGUCCCGUCCAACUGGCGCGGAUUGGCCAAAAAGAAACAAAGAGGCAUAUCCUCCCUCCGAGCGUCCCUUGACAUUCCGACAGUCUGAAGUGCAUGAACUCGCAAUAUGCAAGCCACGAUGCCGCCCCUCUCUCGAGGCCCUGAACUGUCACCUGUCUCCACGACGAGCGACUGGUCUGGUGUCAACGCUUACAAUCAACUCCCCCGGAAUGACGGGCCCUUUGCGAGUCUACCUAUGAGGCCUCCGGGAGACGAGUUCGGGCCCUCCAAACCUCAGCCGUCCAUGCGCCCUCCUCCCAACGCAGGCAUGAACUUCGCUCCUCCAUCAUUGGAUGCCAUGGGACAACGUCGUCCGUCCGAAUCCGGCUCACGAGGGUCCUCACGCGCUGGAUCAAUCGCCAAUUCCCGCUCCAGCGAUGGCACCAUCUCAGACGAACAAAGCAGAAAAUACCGGAGGAUGGAGGCAGAGUUGUUUCAACACUAUACAGUUUUGAAGAAUUUCCUCAAGGGUGGUGCUCAGGCUCCCCCACGCCCUAAUAAGGCUCGGGAUAAGCUCCUACGACUGUCACCCGUCCAAUUCCACGAAUUGAGCACCGAUGUCUUUGACGAGUUGCAAAGGAGACAAGCUUCAGCCCCCCUUCCUGGUCGCCCACCGCGACAGCAAAACAUUCCCCCUUUUCUCCAACCACGACCCGAUUUCCACGAGAAGAGAAACCAGGCCAGGCAAAAACUCUCGUCACUGCAGACGCCCCGGUUUCGCGACCUGUCAACUGACGUCUUUUGCGAGUUGGAACGCCGAUUCCCGCAAUUUGCGAGACCGGAUGGGGGAAGAAGAGACAGCGCUCGUUCACAAUCCAGAGGUCCAGCGGCCUCGUCCAGAGAUGGCCCUCCAGUUCCCAAUGGCUUCGGCGCACCGCCCAGAACCCAGUCCUUUGGUUCCUCUGGCGCACCAAACUAUUCUCAAAGGCAGGAAUCGGUGUCCAGUCUCCCCCAAUUCGACAACCCUCCCCCACCGAGUGACUAUGGCCGGCCAAUGGCGAAGCAAUUUCAGAGCAACACCAUUACGCCCAAUAAGAGUAUGAUGGUCGAGGACGAAGACGAUUCCCAGACUGCAGAUUCGAAAUACGAUCGAUCCAGCGACGCUUUUGGGCUCGAAAGCUCUUUGACAAGCCCAAGGAGCGAUAGGGAUACAUCGGCAACGUCGCAGAGUGUCGCCAGCAUGAACUAUCCCAAGCCGAACUUACCCAGUUUAACCGAGCUACAAGAAAGGGUCUCUGAUCUGGAAUCAAACCUGGACUCAAAGGAUGAGGAACUUCGCCAGAUAAAGACACAGAACGAAGAAUGGGCUGUUACAAAGCAAGAUCUGGAGAGGAAACUCAAGGAAGCAGAAAACCUGAACAAGUCAUUGAAGGAGGAGAUUGAAAAGCUCAGAGCCGAAACACCACACUACAGUGGGGAAAAUGUUCUUUGGAAGACCAAGUUCCUAAAAUUGGAUCAGGACCAUGGGCUCCUGCGAGAGCAGCUGGCGCAGCAACAGCAGCUGACAGAGGAAGUUAGCAGACAGGGCCAGGUAUACCUUGAAGAGAUGAGAGCGAUGGCGGAAUCUGGCGGAGGCAACCUUGAACGAGAAGAGAAGCUGCAAGCUGAUGUCCACAAGCUCGAGGAGGAAGUUAAGGGCUGGAAAGCCCGUUAUGUGAAGGCCAAAGCACAACUUCGCAAUGUCCGCGCUAGCUCACUUGGGCUCAGCAUUGCCCGACCCGAUGCUACUCAACACGCAUUGGCUCUUCAGGACCGGGAAGGCCUGGUCAAGGACGUUCACGUCACCAAGUUCCAGAUCGCAAUUGAUGAGCUCCUCCAAAUUGCGAGAUCUGACAAUCCCGCAGCUGUGCUGGACCAUAUGAAAACGGUGGUAUUGGCGGUGCGCGGAAUCACGUCAGACAUCGACGCCGGGUCAUCAACAGAAAAGGACGAUGAAAUGGGCAAACGACGGGCCAAGCUCAAGACCAAGGUCUCGGCUACAGCGAACAACUUGAUCACAGCUUCGAAGAAUUUCGCUUCGGCCAGCGGACUCUCGCCGCUGAGUCUCUUAGAUGCAGCAGCUUCACAUUUAACGGCAGCCGUUGUAGAUCUCCUUCACACCGUCAAGAUUCGUCCCACACCUGCCGGAGAAUUGGAAGAUGACGAUGAACCAACGUUAGAACCACUGCAGAGCAACGGAUAUUUCAAUAUCGCCGAGACCUUGAGAAGACGGAGCGAAGUCGAAAGCAUCUACAGCGCUCUCAGCACGCCGUCCGCGACUAGGAAUGCGCACACUCGAGCUGGAUCAGGUCUUGUCCAACGCAACGGAUCGACUUACGUGAAUGGCACCGGACUAGGAAUUAAAUCGGAUUAUGGGACCACUCAGGAGGAGGCUGAUCUCGAGGAUCUCAAGAUGUACCUCGAAGAUCAGACUGAUGGAUUGGUUCAAUCCAUCACCUCUCUAGUCGAUACCAUCCGCAAGGACGAUGCCAUGGCCACGAUCCGAAAUCAUAUGACCACGAUUUCUGCCACGAUUGAAAACAUUGUCAACUCGGUGGACAGGACCGGGAACGAGCCAUCCUCAUACCAGGCCACAUUAAGAGAGAAAUCCGGUCCGAUUGUUGCCAAUCUGCGAGACUGCCGAGAGCAAAUGUUGCAGGCUAGCAACGAAGCUCCGGAAGACAAGGAAUUCCUCCAGCAACUUCCGCCUCUUUCGUUCAAGAUCGCACGCGAGACCAAGGAACUGGUAUCCAGAGUUAUGGCGAUUGAAGCUGGGCCGGCGAAAAGCGGCGAGGAUGACUUUAGCUAAGCGCUCAUGCUUGUAAUGCGGCGAGGGGAACGCAGGCUGCAGAUGUUGACCUGCAGGUGACAUAUAGUGAUGCAUCAUCAGACACUGAGCCAGUGUAGUAAUGCAAUGCAUUGUCUGGACCAAGAUGUCCGAGGACAAUAAUCUCUUGAA
Cladophialophora immunda is the source of this 3272-nucleotide messenger RNA. RefSeq lists its product as uncharacterized. The transcript has 2 exons. Gene Ontology annotation, molecular function: MAP kinase scaffold activity. The record is from RefSeq and is a predicted model, not a curated record. The coding region runs from base 402 to 3122 and encodes 906 amino acids. Gene Ontology annotation, cellular component: cell cortex of growing cell tip; actomyosin contractile ring. NCBI's taxonomy places the organism in Eukaryota, Fungi, Ascomycota, Eurotiomycetes, Chaetothyriales, Herpotrichiellaceae.